Molecule: messenger RNA, 3567 nt
Organism: Pieris macdunnoughi
Lineage: Eukaryota; Metazoa; Arthropoda; Insecta; Lepidoptera; Pieridae
Source: the annotation of a GenBank genome assembly
AUGAUUCCUAUUAAAUCCAAUCCAAUUGCAGUAUCGCGAGAUGCCCAGCACAGUCUUAGAACAAUGAUUCCUGAACAUCACCUCCAGCGAGCGAUAUCAGGAACUGGUCUAAUAAUUCCAACGCCAGAAGUAUGUCAGGCGGAUGUCGAGUUCUACGAGCGAUGCUAUCCCUCAGAUUACAAGAUGCCAAAACAACAUAUACAUAUGCAACCGCUUUGGGAGGAGCAAGAAACGCCGGAGUACGACAUCGACUCGGAAGACGAGCGAUGGUUGAAGCAGCAAAGGCACCCCGAGUUGACAGAAUUGAAAUUCGAACAAAUGAUGGACAAGCUGGAAAAGAGUUCCGGUCAGACGGUGGUGACGCUCAGCGAGGCGAAGUUAUUGCUGGAGAGACAGGACGACCUCGUCAUUGCCGUGUAUGACUAUUGGCUGAAUAAGCGGUUGACUACGCAACAUCCAUUGAUACUAUCGGUGAGGACAGAGAGUCGGCCAGGUCAAUCUGCGAACAACCCAUACUUGGCUUUUAGAAGGCGAACAGAGAAAAUGCAGACUAGGAAAAAUAGGAAAAACGACGAAAGCUCGUACGAGAAGAUGUUGAAGUUGCGCAGAGAGCUCGCCACGGCCCUAAGUCUCCUGGAAAUGGUCGCCCGGAGGGAGAAAGUCAAGAGGGAAAUGGUCAAAUUGACGGCCUUGUUGGCGGAGAAACGCUACGACGCCAAGGACUUUACCAAUCAACUGCCGGAACCGAUUGUCAGGCCACAGUUAGCAACAGUGCCCUUGGCGAGCAUUCGUCGUGAAUUCGCGUAUCCACCCAGGCCACCCUCAACUCCUACUUCACUGGACACCCACCACAGUCGACAGCGCGAAAAACGUCCGUACAAGAGACGGAAACACAGACACCACACGCCCGGUACCGUGCAAGGAGUGCGAGAGUGUACAUCUUCGGAGGAAGAAAGUGUUUCGCCAAUUGAUGAUGGACCGUUCUCAUUUCGAAGGAAGCCUGGAUGUUAUUAUGAAAUGCCAACUUCAACUUUGUCCGGUGAUCCGGUGGAGUCGACGACUAGUCCGUCGAAACAAGGGAUGUUUGAACACGAAAUGGACGAACGGACGAGGUUUACACUAACAUCUGUUCGCAAUCCAUAUCCACACUAUGUUGGAUUCGCGCGGCGUCGCAUGGGUAGAGGCGGACGUGUCAUCUUGGACCGGGUCAAAACUGAGCUGGAUUCGCUGUGGUCGAAAUUGCCCAUACCUGAAAAGGAAAUACAGGAGGACUUGGAAAAUCAAAGACUCAGAACGCCAAAAGAAAUCACCAGAGAUUACCAUUCGGGUGGUAAGCAUCCUUGGAGACACGCCUUCAGGAGACACCUCAACAGAAACCCGCAUCUCUGGAUCGACGAGCCCGUUAAAAGUGACGUCAAAAUGGACAUCGACGACAUUAAAUUUGACUUCAAAAUGGAGGUCGAUGACAUGAUGGACUUCGGCGAUUGUAAAUUGGAUUUGGAGAGUCCCAGAAUUGGUACUACGGGUAUUGAGGGUACCGAGAGUGUUGAAAGUGAAAGUGCCAAAGUGGGAACUAGUGUUAGUGUUACUGAUGUGAAUCGGACCAUAGACAGUGCAGUGCGCGAUAAUCUCAAGCGUGUGAUGCGGAAGCGGGCCUGGAGUUCCAGUACGGAUUAUGACUCAGAUGACAGUUUGAAACCAGUGGAGAGGGAGUUUGAAGGUUUCAUCACUGACGUUCAUGACAAUUGGCUUCACUUCCGACCAAAAACCCCAUCGCCGUCACCACCUCCAACAGAGGACGUGACUCCACUCAGCCGAGACGCUCCCAUUUCUGUUGAACUCAGUACGGGUCUCGAUACAUUCACAACAGAGUUCAGAUUGAAGGACCUCUACGACCUGAAGAACUUGGACGGCACAGAGAGUAUCGAGAAGUUCACCACCGGUUUUACUGAGGCUCAAGUUGAGAGCAUCUUGUCAGAGACCGAUCUCAAAACGUUGGAAGAUAAGAGGUUGUCGGAUGAUCUGCUGGAGGAGCUCGUCAUGGAUGUCAGCAAGGAUUCUUUUUUAUUGCAAGGCCAGAGCGUCCCCGGGCGUACCGUCUCUGGCCCGCGGCGUCGCGAGCCUUUCGGCUCUACGAGUGUGCGCGUGUGCGCGGUUAGCGAACCCCUGCACCUGCCCACAGCCAUCCCGACCCCCGAACCCCUGACUCCAACCCAGCCCACGCCCCACGCCACUAAGCCCCAGCCUGCGCAGAGGCGGUCCCCACUCAAAGUGGAGAAACGCGACAUAAAAGAGGAGAUCCCGACCGUUCAAUUGAAGACUUUGCACAAGAAGCACAUCAUUGCAUCGCGGAGGCCCGACGUCACCAUUGUGACGUCAGACGCGCACUCGCAGCUGGUCACGGUGGCAGUCGCUGACAGCUUGAAGGUUCGUCUCGGAAAUCAAACUACAACGAGCCAAGGUACGGUGGUUGGCUUAAUUCAAAACGGACCGUUCGCGGUUACGUUGCCAGUUCAUUCAAGGGAUAUUGGUGCAACAACGACAAUCACAUCCGGGAGCAUACCCACCGUGGCCAACAUGACCAAUCUAAGCAUGGCCAACAUGCAGACGAUGGCUAACGUCUCCAUCCCGACAAUGUCCAACCCCCGUCGACCGACCCCCCUAGUCCAAAUAGCUCACAAACCCAUGAACCCAACGGUGGUGGUCUCCCCUCAACAGGGGAAGUUAAAAGUCCUCCACGCUCACCCCAUCUCGAACACCCAGCGCGCCCAGCUCUUGGCCCAGAAUCGGCAGCUGUUGCCGACCGUUGUGUCUUUGGCCACGAUCGACUCGAAGCCGACGUUGCUGAAAGCGCCGGUGACGCAGUUCUUCGAGAUCAAGUCUGGACAAUUGUCGAAGCCGCAUUUGGUCAGUCUUCAGGGGAAGAGAUUGGACCUGGAUAAGAAGAGACAGGUCGUCUUCGAUGGAACUUUAAAAGGCAAUAUUCGACCGCGUUUCAGUCUGGACGGUCGACAGAUUGUACGGGCAACGUUGCCGGUUAGGAAUGUCCGCCAUCAGAUACAAUUGAAGAACCGAGUUGUGUCGACCAUACGACAAUCCGAGCCGUCUACCAGCGUGACGAACAUACAAGCGAACAUACCAGUGAUGAAAAAUGUCCUGCCCAAAGUGAAAAAUGUCAUACCGAAUAAGCUGGACAGACCGACAGGACCGGUGAACAAUGUCGUGACAAAAGUGGACAGACCGACAGGACAAAUCAACAGUCUCAUGCCAAAACUGGACAGGCAGACGGGGCAGGUUAAUAAUGUCAUAGCUAAAGGGCAGAAGAUUGCCAUAUCCGGUGGGCAGUUGUCGGCAAAUGUUCAAGCAAUCGCCUUUACGACCGCUCAAUUGAAAGCCAGACAGGGACGCCUGAUCACACAGCCCAGAGCUACCACUGUUGCCGAACUCGAACCGACAACCUCCGCAUCUACCUCCAACGCAAACGUGGCUGAGACUCCGAGCGAAGGUGAAACCAACGGGACCGUGCGACGGCGCACCGCAGAUAACCUACCGAUGGAGGUCACGUGA